Molecule: messenger RNA, 2658 nt
Organism: Vicia villosa (hairy vetch)
Lineage: Eukaryota; Viridiplantae; Streptophyta; Magnoliopsida; Fabales; Fabaceae
Exons: 5
Coding region: 1-2658 (885 amino acids)
Biological process (GO): proteolysis
Molecular function (GO): aspartic-type endopeptidase activity
Source: RefSeq, a predicted model, not a curated record
AUGGAACAGAUUCAGGAACAGAUGGCUGAGAUGAGAGCUCAAUUGACAGAGCAGAUGAAUGCGCAGAUGGCGCAGUUUAUGGAAGCAUUGACUAAUGUGACCAAGGGGCAGGAUGACUUGCGAGUUCUCGUCGAGAAUUCCAGAAGGGUUGAGAAUGGAGGACAUUCGAGGCUGUUUGACGAUGUGUCUGGCAGGAUUGAUGAUCAUCAUGAUCCGAAUGAGUUUGACCGCUUGGGAGGGCACUAUAAUCCUUUCAAUCAGAAUCAUGGGUUUCCACCUCCACCUCCGUCUCGUCUGUUGGGAAGGAGAGAUAAUCAUAACCGUGAUAAUUUGGAUUUCAAUGUUGAAAACUUUGAUCAGGUAUCAAGGCAUAGUGCUGAUGGUGCACUUGAAGAAGCUGAAAGGUAUCGUCUGAUUGAAGAACGUCUCAGAGCCGUUGAAGGCAAAGGGGUGUUAGGCCUGGAUAUCAAUGACUUGGGACUGGUUCCUGGUGUGAGGAUUCCACCGAAAUUCAAAGUGCCAUCUUUUGACAAGUACAAUGGAGCGACUUGUCCCAUGACUCAUGUCAAAGCAUACUAUCGCAAGAUGUCAGUUUAUUCGGAGGAUGAGGGUUUUCUAAUGCAUUUCUUCCAGGAUAGCUUGGCUGGGGCUUCCUUGGAGUGGUAUGUUCAACUCGAACGCACUCAUAUUCAUUCUUGGAGAGAUCUUGUGGAGGCCUUCAUUAAGCACUAUCAGUACAAUGUUGACAUGGCGCCUAAUCGAACUCAGUUGCAGAGUUUGGUUCAAGGAUCUAAAGAAUCUUUCAAAGAGUACGCGCAGAAAUGGCGCGAGUUAGCCGCAAGAGUUCAGCCACCGAUGACUGAGCGUGAGAUGAUUGACAUGUUCACCAGUACUUUGUCUGGACACUAUUACUUGGCCUGUAGUGCUUCAGCCAACUUUUCUGAAAUGUUGGGAGCUUCUUCUAAUUCUCCUAGUGGUAAGAAGCAAGCUGAGGGUUAUGCCAGAAGGAAGGAAGGUAAUGCGGAUGCCAUAUAUGGAAGGAGGGGUUCGGGGAGAAGCAAUUCACAGGUUAAUGCUGUCAUGAUCCCAGUGCCGCAGCAACAACAACAACAUCAGCAUGGACAACGUUCCGGUAAUGAUCGUUAUCCUCCCAGGACUAGGCCUCACAGAAAGAUUGAUCCGAUUCCUAUGACCUAUGCUCAGGUGCUGCAACAUUUGCUUAAGAUUGAGAAGAUUACUUUGAGAGAUGCUCCGAAUGCUCCGGACACACAAUCUCCGAAUUACAAUGCAAACGCACGAUGUGCUUUCCACUCAGGUGCCGCUGGUCAUGAUACAGAGAGGUGUAUUGCAUUGAAGAACAAAGUCCAGGACUUGUUGGAUCAAAAGAUAAUUCAGUUCACUCCUACACCCAAUAUUGUCAAUAAUCCGAUGCCUGCUCACGGAGGUUCGGGUGUGAACGCCAUCGAGAGUGAAGAGAUAAGGGUUAUAUCUGAUGUGGGCUGUGUGACCUUUCCUCUUGUAUCUGUGAAGCAACAUCUGAUUAAUAGCGGUAUUUUCCCGGGCUGUGGUGUUGAUUGUGAGAAUUGCAAAAGUCAACCCGAAGGUUGCGCUGAUUUGAAAGGUAUGGUACAAAAGCUGAUUGAUGAGGGUCCUCUUCAGUUCUAUCGAAGGUUGAGAGGUGCGAAGAGUAAGGAUGGUGAAGUGUCUGUGAUCUCAAUUCCUUAUGAGCCGGUUGCUCCAAUAUGUAUCCAAGUGCCUAUUCAGAUGCCUGUCAGUAUCCCGUAUGAGGAACAACCAGCGGCGUUGAUGAUUACUGUACCAGGGCCUAUUCCAUAUGAGAGUGAGAAGGCCAUCCCUUGGCAUUAUGGUUCAGAUGUAUAUUACUAUGGCACGAAGGAAGAAGGAGAGCCAUCUAAAGAGAAGCUUGUUGAGGCCUCAGUUGCAAACACUGAUAAUUUUGCCGGUACUGGUAGAAUUACUCGCAGUGGUAGGGUGUUCUCUCCUCAGCUUGUUCAAAACAAUGCAGAUGCUUUGGCUAAGGCCAAAGGAAAACAAGUAGUGCCUGAUGUCCAGAAUUCUCCGACCCAAAGUGGGGCACCUGAUAAAGGUCAUAGGGAUGCUCUCUUGAGGAUUUUGAAUGGUGCCUACGUGCCACAAGAAAUAUCUGUGAAUCAGUUAGAGGCGGUAGCCAAUAAUAUCUCCGCUGGGAACGGUUUGGGAUUUACGGAUCGUGAUCUUCCUCCUGAGGGGAGAAACCACAACAAGGCGUUGCAUAUUUCAAUGGAGUGUAAGGGGACGACUUUGUCUCGUGUGUUGGUUGAUACUGGUUCUUCCUUGAAUGUGCUUCCCAAAUCGGCCCUUAUGAGAAUUGACUAUGCUGGUGUUGAGUUGAGGCCAAGUGAGUUGAUAGUGCGCGCCUUUGACGGUUCGAGGAGGUCUGUGUUCGGAGAGAUCGAAGGUGAAAUACAUGAGACUCCGUUUCAAGCGUUUGAGGCUGUGAAUGCUGUGAGAACUCCUCCUUAUGAGAUAACGAAGCCAGAAACGAUUAUGUCCUCUUUGAAAGAUGCUCAGGUUGUCGUUGAGACUGGGAGAGUGGAAGGCUGGGGGCAAGAAAGUUAUGAAGAUACAAAUGCUCCCCGGAGAGCAAUAUUCGCCUAG